This is a messenger RNA of Alternaria ethzedia, 828 nucleotides long. RefSeq lists its product as uncharacterized. The record is from RefSeq and is a predicted model, not a curated record. The coding region runs from base 1 to 828 and encodes 275 amino acids. Lineage: Eukaryota; Fungi; Ascomycota; Dothideomycetes; Pleosporales; Pleosporaceae. The transcript has 2 exons.
AUGUCAUCAGAUGCCAUCAUCGCAGGCCUCAAGCAAGGCAACGCGAUUGAAAUGGCCUCGCUCGAAGAGGUGAAGGAGGGAAUGAGCUCUGUCAUUGAUGGACUGCUGAAGGAAUGCUACAACCGUAGCGAUGCGUUGAGCGAUCUUAUGGAGAAGGUACAACUGGAAAGCUCGAGCGCGGCGGCCAAAACCAUGACGGCAGAACAAAAAUUCCGGCUUACGAAAGCCAUCAGAGACGCUAUCGGAGACUGCGAAAAGGCUAUCCGUGUCAAUGAUGACAAGAGAGCGAGUGAACGUGUUCAGGCCUGGACAUAUAGACAAGCCGAAACGGACGUUUUGGACACAGUGCGCGAUCAUGCCCUAGCUCGAGAAAACAUAAUGGGUCACAGGAUGAAAAUCUCCGAAGACAAGGGCGAAGACGCGGAUCACGCUGCGCUACGAAAGUUAAACGAGGAAGAGCAUGAGCUCAGCCGAAAGCUUCUCUCCUCUUACAAAAGCGCAAGGAAAGACCUCAAGGACAGGCAAGAUCUUCGCAGUAAAGAGAUUGAGAACACGCACAAGACAUCGCAGAAUGCUUUGGAGAAGCAGAUCGAAAGUCUUAAGCGCAUCGCUACCAUUGCGAAGAUUGAUCUCAAAGCUACAAGUCGGGACGAGGCGUCAGAUGAUGUGUCAUUCCAGGAGGCGCAAGCCGCUCAUUUGAGUCUUGCUUCUUCUCCUGUUGGUCGCGGUGGUGGUGGUUCAUUUCAAUCACGGCCUACAGACCCAUUCCCUUCAAUUCCGGACAGUCAAACGUUGACAGUGGAUUACCUUCGCAGUUUGGGACGUUGA